Molecule: messenger RNA, 1165 nt
Organism: Symbiodinium natans
Lineage: Eukaryota; Dinophyceae; Suessiales; Symbiodiniaceae
Source: the annotation of a GenBank genome assembly
AUGGCAAGUCGCCCAGCUGCACCGGAGCGCUCGAAUUCAGGAUUCAGCCGCAUCCCCCGCGGAACUAGCAAUGUGCUCCGUCGAGGAGCCACGCUGUCUUUGGAGAGUCCCUCAUCUCAGAUGGCUGGGACGACGUCGCUCGUGGCCAGCGCAUCGCCCUCGAAAGAUGCGAAUCCCGUUAUGGAUGCAGAGGGCGAGAGCUUGUCGCAGACUGCGCCCCUCCCCUCGGAGGAGCCCUGCGGACUCACCCCUGCCAGCCUGAAGCACCUUAGAAGGCAGCGGGAUGCCCUGAGCGAGGAGAAGGGUCGGCUGCAGGCCGAGCUCCAAGAGGCCACGAAGCAGCUGAAGGAGCUCAAGCCGCAGGUCGCCUCGCUGACAGCGCAGUUUGAAGAGGCGGUGGCGGCACGUGUCGAGCUUGAGACGGAGGUCGCUAGCCAGCGGCAGCGCGCCGAACGCGCCGAGGAGCUCUGUGCAAAGCUCGAGGCCUUGGUCGCCGAGAAGGAGGCGGAAAUCGAGCGCCUCCGGAAGGGCCUUGAAGACCAGCAGAAGCUUACGCAGGAGGUUUGCGAGGCCGCUGAUAGAAGAGACCAGCAGGCGUCCGAGCAGACUGCGGCGCAGGUCGCGGAUCUGCAAGAAAUGGUCCGCAAGCUGAAGCUCGAAAACCAGCAGCUGCUGCAGGAGCAGCAGCUCCAGGCCAAGCGCCACGAGGAAAUGGCACGCAGCGUCGCAGUGGCGAUGGCAGCUGCCGAGAAGGCCAUGGCCAUGCAUGCCCAGCACACCUCGCAGCUGGAGACGCUGCGAAAUGCCAAGCUGGCGGAGGCCAUCAACUCGAAGGUUGAGCUGCACAUUGCCGUGCCCAAAGUCACGCUCACUUACAACAACGCCCCGCCCCUCCUCGUGUCCGUCGCGGCUGGCCUGGGCGAGGGGAAACUGGAGACUUUUCUCAACAAGGAGGUUUUUCCGCACUUCGAGCCUCUCUGGGUUCGCCUGGACGGACUUGACAAGGCACCCGACGGCUCCAGCAAGAAGGCCUACUCCAGUCGCAUGCUCGACAGGCUGACUCAAGCUGUGAAGACCUUCCUUGUACGCUCGCAGAGCGAGGGGGAUGGGAAGGAGGGGCACGACGAGGCCCUCGAGACCGGGCGUGCCGAUCGCUUGAGCCAAA